This is a messenger RNA of Geodia barretti, 849 nucleotides long. The record is from the annotation of a GenBank genome assembly. Lineage: Eukaryota; Metazoa; Porifera; Demospongiae; Tetractinellida; Geodiidae.
AUGAAAGCGAUCAUUUUUCACGAACAGGGCGGAAUUGAUAAACUCCGCUACGAAGAUGUCCCCACCCCGGCGAUUACUCCCUCAGAAGUAUUGGUCAAAGUCAAGGCGUGCGCGGUAAAUCACCUCGAUAUCCGCGCCCGACGGGAUCGCCCGGAGGUACAGCCAUUUCCACACAUCCUCGGAUCUGACAUCUCCGGGGAUGUGGUCGAGGUAGGUGAUGAAGCCUACAACGUCGCUGUCGGUGAUCGGGUAGUACUCUCACCCUGCAUCCCCUGCGAACAGUGCCCAGAUUGCCUCAACGGCGACGAAAAUAUGUGCGACUUUCAGGAGCUUUUGGGCUUUCAGAGCAACGGCGGUUACGCGGAAUAUGUCAAAGCACCUGCCAAAAACGCCAUCCAGAUUUCCCCCAAUCUCUCAUACGUCAAUGCUUCUGCCAUCCCAAUCGCCUAUCUCACGGCGUGGCACAUGCUUGUAGAGCGGGCACAAGUUCAUCCCGGCGAUGAUGUGCUGGUCUUAUCCGCUGGUAGCGGUGUCGGGAGUGCCGGUUUACAAAUUGCCAAACUGUGCGGUGCACGCGUUUUUGCAACGGCAAGCACCGAUGAGAAACUUGAACGCGCCCGUCAGAUGGGAGCCGAUUUCACCAUCAACUACACGCAAACCGAUUUCAGCGAAGCCGUUCUUGAGGCGACAGGUGGACGCGGUGUUGACAUUGUAUUUGAGCAUGUUGGGGCAGCGACAUGGGAUCAGAGCGUGGCAAGCCUCGCAAAAAAAGGACGCCUUGUUUCGUGCGGUGUCACAACGGGGAAUAUCGUGAGAUUGACAUCCGCAAAAUGUAUCAGAAACAGUUGA